GACACUGAAACAACAGGAUCAAACCAAACUGACAAAAGGCGAAGAGUAAAGCGUAUAAUUAAAAGUUGGGGAAGGACAGACCUCCACGCAAUCUCCUGUAAUAUCACUAUGGCCUUCUCAUCAAUGGCACUUCCAAAGAUGAUAUCGACAAUACACUACAGGUCUUUCAGUGUUUCAACAGUUGUGGCAGCUAUUCAGAAGAUGACAAGAGUACGGGUGGUCGACAACAGCAGUCUUGGAAACACCCCCUAUCACCGUUCUCCUAGAGUCAUUCAUGUAUACACCAAGAAUGGCGUGGGCAAAGUGGGUGACACUGUCCUAUUGGCCAUUAAAGGACAGAAAAAGAAAGCACUGAUUGUGGGUCACAAGAUGCCUGGACCAAAAAUGUCACCUAGAUUUGAUUCAAACAAUGUUGUUUUGAUCGAAGAAAAUGGGAACCCAACAGGAACAAGGAUUAAAGCUCCCAUACCUACACAUUUACGCAAACUGGAAGGUGAUUACUCCAAAUUAUUAGCAAUUGCACAACGCUUUGUGUAGGUAGUGUUACGGAGAUGUAAUUUACCAUUCGGCUGAGAGGACUUGUGCUAUUAUUACUGAUUGGUACAGUGUUUCUAAUAAACAAAAGAAAGAAAAAUA
Molecule: messenger RNA, 636 nt
Organism: Ictalurus punctatus (channel catfish)
Lineage: Eukaryota; Metazoa; Chordata; Actinopteri; Siluriformes; Ictaluridae
Gene: mrpl14
Product: mitochondrial ribosomal protein L14
Exons: 3
Coding region: 109-537 (142 amino acids)
Biological process (GO): translation
Cellular component (GO): ribosome; mitochondrion
Molecular function (GO): structural constituent of ribosome
Source: RefSeq, a predicted model, not a curated record